AUGGCCUCCAGACAGACCCUUCGCCGUUCCGCCGACAUCCUCCGCGCUUCCUCCGCGCGCGUUCCCGCCUUCCGCCAAGCAGCAUCUGCGCUGAUGCAAGCGCAACCUUCCGCGCAAUACGCCACCUCGUCACCCUCCGCUUCCGCCUCCCCCGCCGUGCCGUCUGCAUCCGUUUCCGCGCGUGUUCCAUUCGGAUCGCAUGUGUCAGCGGCAUCCUUCCAGCGGCGAGGCUUCGCCAUCACGGCCACGGAGGAUCUCGUGAAGCUGCCACGUGUCAGCGAUCCGAGCGCGCUGAGCACGCUCAAGGAGGCUCUGGCGACGGGGUGGGUGCCGUGCGACGCGUCCGUGAUCGCCAAGAUCGACAAAACCAUCAAAAGCACCGAUGACGCGGUGGCAAAGGAGGCGUUGGCAGCAGUGAGGGCGGCAGCGGGGGCGGUGGAGGUGUUUGGGGAGAAGCUGGAGCUGCUGCGCCUGGAGCUCGAUGAACUCAGUGGCGGCAAGUUCGGUGGCGAGGCGGUGGGCAAGAUCCCCGAGGACGUGAAGGCGGCGCUGGCGUCGGCGCUGAGGCGGUACUCGGCGUACCUGGCGGCGUUCGGGGCGGACGAGGGGUGGCUGCAGCGCAAGGUGAAGGAGGAGCUGGGCGGGCUGCUCAUCACCGUCAAGCAGCGCUGCAGUGGGCUUGAAGAGGAGUGGAACCAGAUUAGUCUGCUGGGCACAUCGGGGCUGUCUGGUGUUACAAGUGGCUUCGGUUAUCAAAAGCGCAUCGCUGUAUGGCAUAACGUGUUGCACUCCUAUCGUGAAUUGAAUUCUCUCCCUCGUCACGGCGGCCGGCCGAAUUUCAACGACUGGGUGAAGUCAUACCGCCCUGAUUUGGCCUCGCAUCAGUUCGACCCCAUCCGCAUCCGCGCUCCCAGACAAAUACCAGAGGAGUAUCGCGACGUGCACAUCCCAUCAGAGGAGGAGCUGCAGAUGCUGGCGCAGUUUGGCCAUGCGCAUCACGCCUCCUACUACUUCAACACCAAGCCCGCUGCCGCCAUGGCCGCUGCUGCUGAAGCUGCUGCAGGGGUUGGGGUGGGGGAUCAGAAGCCCUAG
Closterium sp. Yama58-4 is the source of this 1092-nucleotide messenger RNA. NCBI's taxonomy places the organism in Eukaryota, Viridiplantae, Streptophyta, Zygnematophyceae, Desmidiales, Closteriaceae. The record is from the annotation of a GenBank genome assembly.